This is a messenger RNA of Lachancea meyersii CBS 8951, 2832 nucleotides long. Lineage: Eukaryota; Fungi; Ascomycota; Saccharomycetes; Saccharomycetales; Saccharomycetaceae. The record is from the annotation of a GenBank genome assembly.
AUGUCAGUGGUGACAGCUGCUCCGCUUUUGGCGCUGUUGAAGGAAAAGGACCAAGUUGCCCAAACUUAUGCCUUAGAGUCGAUAAACGGUGUCGUGGACCAGCUUUGGUCUGAAGUGUCGAACGAGAUCUCUCAGAUUGAGGCUUUGUACGAUGAUAACUCUUUUGAAAACCGCAAAUUGGCCGCACUAGUGGCCGCUAAGGUCUAUUUUAACCUCGGAGAGUAUCAGUCAGCCGUGAAAUUCGCACUUGCCGCUGAAGAACACUUUGACGUCAACGAAAAGUCGCAAUUCGUAGAAACCAUAGUAUCGCAGAGCAUUGAGAUGUACAUGCGUGCUUCUUCUUACAAUUUUGAACACCCUGAGGAUCAGGAGCCCAUCGGACCUCAGCUCACUUCUGUCUUCGAAAAAAUGCUGCAAAAAUGCAUGGAUUGCGGAGAUUACAAACUAGCGCUUGGAAUUGCUGUGGAAAGCUACAGAGCUGAUGUUGUCGAGAAAGUUUUGGAAGCCCGUGUCGCCGAGGACUCGGAACAAAACGCUUUGAAGCUUAUCACGUAUGUGUUGAGUGCGGCGUCCACCACCGUGACCAGCACACCCUUCAGAACAGACGUUUUGCAAAAGUUGUUCAAGAUUCUGGUGUCGAUGAAGUCCCCAGAUUACUUCACUGUCUCCAAAAUCAUUGUCACUCUAAAUGAUUUGGAGUUGGGCAAGGUGCUUUUUGCCAAGCUCGCUCAAGAAGAAGCACCCGAGAUUUCUUAUCAAAUCGCUUUCGACCUUGUUUCUUCGGCCUCCCAAGGUCUAUUGAACGGUCUGGUAUCCUCUAUGAAGGCAGAAAAAUAUGACCCCAAGCUGUUGGAGAUUUUGUCUGGUAUACCGACGUGCGAUUAUUACAACACAUUCUUAUUCAGGAACAAGAAUAUCGAUCUGGGCUUGUUAAACAAGACCAAAUCAUCAAUGGACGGUAAAUUUUCUCUAUUCCAUACAGCGGUCAGUGUGGCUAACGGCUUCAUGCACGCAGGCACAACUGACGACUCCUUCAUCAGAUCCAAUCUUCCAUGGUUGGGCAAGGCUCAAAACUGGGCCAAAUUUACAGCGACUGCGUCCUUGGGAGUUAUUCACAAAGGAAAUUUGUCGGAUGGUAAAAAAAUUAUGGAACCUUACCUGCCAGGUAGCAGAGCAGCUUCCCGCUAUAUCAAAGGAGGGUCCUUAUAUGGUCUGGGCCUGAUAUAUGCAGGCUAUGGUACAGAAAUUAUUGACUAUCUCAAAUCCCAUGUCCUCGAGAACAGUUCAUCAGUUGGAGAUGAAGACGUUGACGUCUUACUGCAUGGUGCGUCGCUGGGCAUAGGUCUCGCUGGAAUGGGUUCUUCAAACAAUGAGCUAUACGAGGCUCUUAGAGAGGUUUUGUACAACGAUUCGGCCAACUCAGGAGAAGCUGCCGCCUUGGGGAUGGGACUUGUCAUGUUGGGAAGUGGUAACGCCAACGCCGUCCAAGACAUGUUCACCUACGCCCAAGAAACACAGCAUGGAAACAUUUCUAGGGGUUUGGCUGUUGGUUUGGCCGCCAUCAACUACGGAAGAAAGGAAAUGGCUGACGAUUUGAUCAGAGACAUGCUUGAACACCAGAACAGUUUAUUACGCUACGGUGGUGCUUACACAAUUGCCCUUGCAUACGCAGGAACUGGUGAUAACAAAGCAAUCAAAAAGCUGCUACACAUUGCCGUUUCGGACUCCAACGAUGACGUUAGGAGAGCGGCUGUUAUUGCGUUGGGUUUCGUUCUAAUUCGCGAUUACACUACAGUUCCAAGGCUUGUAGAGCUUUUGGCCGAAUCUCACAACGCACAUGUUCGUUGUGGUACAGCAUUUGCUCUAGGUGUCUCAUGCGCCGGAAGAGGUUUACAAGCUGCGGUCGACUUGCUUCUACCUUUGGCCAGGGAUUCGGUCGAUUUUGUGAGACAGGCCGCCAUGAUAUCUCUAUCAUUGAUUUUGGUCCAACAAACCGAAAAAACGAAUCCAAAAGUCAAAGAAAUCAACGAGCUGUUCCUCAACGUAGUUUCAAAUAAGCAUCAAGAAGGUCUUGCAAAGUUUGGUGCUUGUGUGGCGCAGGGCAUCAUGAACGCAGGAGGUCGCAACGCUACAAUCCAAUUAGAAAAUGUUGAGAUGGGCACAUUAGAUGCGAAAGCCGUCAUUGGGCUGGCCAUGUUCUCACAAUUGUGGUACUGGUUCCCAAUGGCUCACUUCUUGUCUCUUUCAUUCAGUCCUACCAGCAUUAUCGGCGUUCGUGGUCAAGAUCUAAGCAUUCCGCGUUUUCAGGUUCUCUGUCAUACGAAAGCCGAUAUCUUCGACUACCCUCCUAUGUUUGAGGAAAACACUGAUAAGAAUGUUGAAAAGGUAGCAACCGCCGUUCUUUCCACCACUGCAAAAGCUAAGGCAAGAGCCAAAAAGACCAAGAAAGACAGUAAGGAUGGUGCUGAAGAGAAGCUAAAGAAAGAAACUCUACCAGAGAUAAAGACAGAAUCAACGGAGGAACCAAAAAAAUCAGAGGCAGACGCGAAGGAAGAGACUUCCUACAAGAUAAAGUAUGUCAACAAAGCCUACAAACUUGAGAACACAUCCCGCGUGGUUCCUCAACAGCUGAAGUACAUUUCUUUCUCGAAAGACGACAGGUUUGUGCCCGUAAGGAAAUUCAGAGGUAGCAAUGGUGUUGUCGUUGUGAUUGACAAGACGCCUAAGGAGCUAGUUGAAAUAAUAAAAACUACAAAGCAAAAGAAGGACGUUGACGCGCCGCUACCUACACCAUUCAAAGUAGAAGAGGAGCUAGAGUUUUCGAGGGUUUGA